CAGCCCCACCCUUUAUCAUCCUGUGCGUAUACACCAUCAUCAUCACACACCACGUUUCUCCCUCCUCCUCCUCCUCCUCCUCCUCCUCCAGCAGCAGCAGCAGCAGCAGCAGGAGCAUCAGCAGCCGGAUAAACCGCUUCACCUUCCCUCGGACAGUCUGGAGACAGAGAUGGGAGCGGGGCUAUGACACGGACACACCGGGCAGGAAGGAUGGCUCUGCGCGGCCGGGAAAUGUUGUGCUUGAUCGGAACCUGCCUCUGGCUGCCGCUGCUGGCGGAGGUGGUGGCUGAGGACAGUUACUUAAACGAGGUGCAGAACUCAGUGCCUCUGUCCUGCUCUGAGGGAUUCACAGAGUUGGGGUACUACAACGGCACAGUGUCCCAGACGGACUCUGGCGCCCCCUGUCUGAAAUGGACCGAGUUUCCGGACUACGUUAUGCAGUACCCGGGCCGAGGGCUGGGCGACCACAGCUACUGCAGGAACCCGGACCGAGAGUCCAACCCCUGGUGUUUCUUCAGACAGAACUCUGGAGCCAUUGGAUGGGCGUACUGCGACUGCCACCAGGGCGCCGCUCGUUUGGUUGGCAGCUUGUUCUCUGGCACCGGGCGGGUUGAGGUGUACCUGAACGGCCAGUGGGGGGCAGUGUGUGACUCUCACUGGUCGGACCGAGACGCCAGCGUGAUCUGCAAGCAGCUGGGUCUGGGUGACAUCGGCACAGCAUUGCAGCACUCGCAGUUCGGCUCGGGCUCCGGCCUCUUUCACUACGAGCGUCUGGGUUGCCGCGGGGAUGAAGACACCCUGAGCAGGUGCCGGAGCAGGACGUUCGUCACCGGUGACUGUAGCCAUGGAAACGAGGCGGCUGUGCUGUGCGCGCCACCAGAAGGCAGUGGUCCUCCGCUGCGUUUGGUCGGAGGCGAGGAAGACUUUGAAGGUCGAGUGGAGGUGUUUCACACUGGAAGGUGGGGCUCGGUCUGCGAUGACCAGUGGGACGACAGAGAUGCUGAGGUGGUGUGCAGGCAGCUGGGUUUUGGGGGCGUAGCGAAGGCCUGGUCGUGGGCUCACUUCGGUCAGGGCUCAGGCCCAAUCCUGCUUGACGCCGUGAAGUGCACAGGAAACGAGCUCUUCCUGGAUCAGUGUCCCCAUGGCGACUGGGAGCAACACAACUGCGACCACAUGGAGGAUGCUGGGGUCUCCUGCAGCCCUUACACUGACGGCGUGGUGCGUCUGGUGGGAGGAGACAGUCCCUGGGAGGGUCGAGUCGAAGUUUUACACAACGGCGACUGGGGGACGGUGUGCGACGACCACUGGAGCCAGCAGCACGCGGAGGUGGUCUGCAGACAGCUGGGCUACAGGGGUCACGCGGAGGUCGUGUCAGACGGCACCUUCGGGGAGGGUGUCGGUCUGAUCCUGCUGGACGACGUGCACUGUGAGGGAUCGGAGACCUCCCUGCUGGACUGCCCGCAUGGGAUCUGGGGGCGGACCGACUGCUCUCACGGCGAGGACGUCGGGGUUCGCUGCCGGGGCCGAUUCGGCCUUGAGACCAACGAGGUGCCGGUUAUCUCACCUUCCACAGGUCCCCUGGUGCGUCUUGUGGGGGGCAGCAGCAGAAAGGAGGGUCGAGUGGAGGUGUAUCUCCAUGGUGACUGGGGGAGUAUCUGCGACUCGGGCUGGAAUGACCUGAACGCAGCUGUGGUGUGCAGACAGCUCGGACACAGUGGUGGAGCCGUAGCAACCGGAGGGUUCGGUCAGGGGAAAGGCCCCAUUCACCUGGACCAGGUGAGGUGCACGGGGAAGGAGGAGUUCCUGGGAGAGUGUCCCUCCCUGGGUCAGAGCUUCCAGGGCUGCAGACGCAGGGACGACGCCGGGGUGAGUUGUGACGUUGCACCGCGGGAGUCGCCAGCGCAGGCCAAGCCUCAGGAGCAGAGCUGUGGGCUGAGGAAGCUGGUGGAGGAGGAGAGCAAGAGGAGGAGCCGAGGAGAGGAGAACAUGCUCACGACCACGUGGCCAUGGCAGGUGUCCGUGUGGCUUCAAUCCCAAGAGAAAGAUGGCGGUCCUCUCUGCAGCGGCACUCUGAUCAGCCCCUGCUGGGCGCUGACCUCCGCUCACUGUGUCAGCAGGUUUGGCGGCGACCCCUCCCAGUACGUGGUGCGUGUCGGGGCGUCGGCGCAGACCCUCACGCCGGAGCAGGUCGUCGUUCACCGGAAGUACAAGGGUCAGAGCGGGGGUCAUGACCUGGCUUUGUUGAAGCUGCCCAGCGCCAAGGGUCACUGUCUGACCUUUGACCCUGACACGAACGCGGCGUGCCUUCCUACUGCUGAUAUGGGAUCAGGGGGAAGUAGUCCAUCCUCUUGUGUCGUCAUGGUUACUGCUGGAUGGACAGGACCAGACUCCGUUCUUGCAUCCUGGGUCCCUCUGAUGUCGUCAUGGCAAUGUAAGAAGCGCUAUGGCGACAGUUUCUCCAGCCACGGCACGCUGUGUGCUGGCAGUCCUCCAGACACCAGCCUCCUCCAUGGCAACAGUUGUCAGGGUAACUCCGGAGGCGGGCUGGUGUGUCAACGCGAGACUGGUCGAUGGGUCCUCACCGGGGUCGUUGCCGGGGGUUUCAGCUGUGCUGACCCUUCCUCCCCUGCGCUCUACACUCGAGUCAGCCGCUUCAGGGGCUGGAUCGACGAGGUCAUCAACGUGACGGAGCGUCCGGAGGAGCCGCAGACGCACACGCAGACACAAGAAGAUCUGACGCACAACGAUGUAACGCACACAACACAUGAAGGACACACACACGGCGAGGGCGAAGAUAUAUACCUACACAUGCACGAUCAACAACAGACAAAUGAAAUCGGUGAGAUCAAACAGAAACACACACACACUCAUUCGCACACCAAUCAGCACGGUAACACACACACCAAGAGCUCCCACGCCCACCAUGAAGCAGACACAAACACACAAAUCCUGGUCUGAUUGAGGCCACGCCAUUGGCUUACCAUCUGUGCCAUGUGACCGCCUGAGGAGGAGGAGGAGGAGGAGGGUUAAAGGAAGAUGAAAUAGAAAGAUGCUCUUAACUUAAAAAGUAAAAAAACGGCCGUGUCUGUGCUAAUUUCAGAUCUGAUCUCAGUGUUCGCGGCUGCUUAUCGUCAGACGAGCACAGCGACCUCUCAAAGCGCUUUACAUUUUCUUGCCUUUCAAUGUGGACAGACAAAAAAUGAUGACGGCAGAGUGUGUGGGUGACGUCUGUUGUUUUACACCAUCAGAACAGCGGCCGUUCUGCCGGCAGCAUGCUGAUGAAGGCCUUACACUGAUACUGAAAAUCAAAAAAUCAGCAUGGCAUGUAUUUUAAGGACUAUAGCGCUCGCAUAAGAACGUCCGAGGGACAUUUCUGAGAUGGUCACACAAGAAUCUAUGCUAAAAUUAACCUCUUAAUGUGCGUCUUCAUGUGUGAACUGAUUUCCACAGACUAACUAACCAUCAGAGCAUCUAUAGCAUAAAAGGCUGACUGCAUAUCACCAGUGUCCCUCUGAGAUUAUUCAUGUAGAUAAACUCCUGCAGCAGCGGAGGAUUGUCCUGAAGGAGAAAAAAAAUCCGGCGUGGGUGAUUUUGUGUAUUUUAAACAGGGCUCCUCUCUUCAGGCUGAUGUCUUUUACCUUUACUGGUGCAAGUGCUGUUGUUCAUUUAGACCCACGACUAAGCUACUGUAUUUAACCAGGGACCACACCAGUGAUUUGGCAGGUUUGUGUGUUUUUAUUAUCAGUGAUUUAGAUUUAUCACUGAUGCUGACUGUCCUGAACGCCAAGCUGCAGAUUAUAGUGACAUCAAAUGGCUCAGUCCUCUAGUUUUUAUUUGGAAAACUGUUGUUCCCAAUUCCAAUUAUUACUGGAAAUUAAAAACCUGAGGUUAAAUCAAUACAGGAAGCAACUGGGAGAUCAAAAAUAAUGAAAACACAUUUCAGAGGUAAUAGAAGGAAAGGAAACUUUGAGGUGAGAUAGUUAAUAUGCAAAGUUAAUUCUUGUGCCAGAUAUUCCUGCAAAGUCACGAUAACGAAGAAGAAAAGUAUUUAAAAAAGUCACAAGUCAACGAACAACUCAAAACUCACCUUGUUACAACUGAUUUUAAUAUUUGCUUUAAUAUUUAAAUAUUUACUUUUUAUUUCAGAUUUUCUUAUAUAUUUUCUGUACAUUUAUCUUAAAACACACACUCAAAUUAUUAUUAUUAUUAUUAUGAUUAAUAGCAGUACAACUACUACUAAUAAAAAGAAUAAUAAUUGGAGGGUACUUUUUAAGACGAAUUACACAGUAGAUAAUAAAUGACAAAAAUCUAAAAGAAAAAAGCACUCUUAAUUAUUGUCAUUAUUAUGAUUAUGAUUAUGAUUAUGAUUAUUAUUAUUAGUAGUAUUAGUAGUCGUAUUAGUAUUAGUAGUUGUACCUUCUGCCCUCAAACACACAGUAAACUAGUUUUAUAAUAGUGUAAAAUGGGUACCACUUUCUUAUAAGGCCCCUAUUGUUAAGGGUUUAUAUAAUUGUAUUUAAUGGCUUUAUUUGUGGUUAGUAAAUAAUUUACUUCCACUUUAUGAACCAUUUAAGCGCAUUACACAACUUUUGUGUUACAUUUCAUAAUCACAGAUGACUCACCAACUUUUCGAAAGAGACCUUGUGACUUGUGAAUGUUAAUGACGCGUUAACGUUUAUAAAAGCAGACUGGAGAAAGGAAAGUUCUCACCUCUCUGCAAAACCUAAAAUCAGCAAAUAAUCGUAUUAACCAUUCAAAAAAAAGUCAUCACUUACAGGAAACUCGUUAGUCGUGUUUUCUGUGAGAAAGAUUUGUAUCUUUUCCUUGCACUUUCGCUUCAGAUUGUAAGUGCAACAAUCUUCUCAAAAGUAUAUUCACCACUUUCCCAGUAGCUGUUGGCUGCCGUUGAUUUUCUUGCUGCAUUAUGAAAAUCAAUGAGCAGACUCCUGAAACAUCAAAAAAAUUUAUUUUUUGCCAAAGUUCCAUAAUUGUUGAGAGGCGAUGCAGCGCAGAUCAAUUAAACUGCAUUACCUCGACAGUAAUGGACUUUUUUUUUGAAAAUCCUCUUGCAGGAUCUGAUUGAUUUCUAUUCUAAAGGGGAAAGAAAGGAAACAGUGGCUGCCUGGAAAUCAGGAAAAAUAUACUGCACACAAUAAUAAUAAAAAACCCUGAAACACUGCAAAUGUGUUUUUUACAGCAGAAACAUAAAAAAAACAAAAACACUGGUGUGGUCCUUUAAACUUGUACAGGACAAUUCUCUCCUCUCGAAGCCAUCGGAAGCCGAGUGUCGCGUCACGACUGGCUCUAGUUAGAUAAACGAGUAGGCAGAUAGACGGGUAGAUAGCUGCUGCUACUACCAGAGAUUAGAUAGUGUGUGUUCUGCAUUUUUAGAUAGCUGAACUGUGGACGUGUAAUGUUGUCUGCUCAGUUGUUGGCUGAGCAGACGUGUGAUCUGUCCAGAAGAGGGCGACGUUGCUCUAUUUUCACGGGGUCGCUGGGUAAAGCUUAGGCCCUGGUGGAUCUCUUUUUUAUACUCUCGCUGUAAGUGUGCAGACUUGUGCUUUGUUGUACUGUGAACCAUUGUGUCGUGAAGCAUCUUGUAACCUGCGAACAUUGACCCCCUCCUCCCAUGCCUGUUGUUAUGACCCCUGUACAUACACCCUGCUCCCGGGGACUCGACGUGUGGCCCUGCAGCUCCUGUGGGUUCGUGUAAAUACUGUUCGUCUGCGGCUGGACGGAGUGGGAGCAGAGAGGAAGUGUUAAAGAUGGAGGCCUACUUUUAAUUGUGUUACACCCAUCAGCUGUUCCUCAGUGUUAUGUGCUGAAUCAUGGUUGAGUAUUAAAACAUAUACCUGCAAAGGAA
Molecule: messenger RNA, 5863 nt
Organism: Hippoglossus stenolepis (Pacific halibut)
Lineage: Eukaryota; Metazoa; Chordata; Actinopteri; Pleuronectiformes; Pleuronectidae
Product: neurotrypsin
Exons: 14
Coding region: 184-2958 (924 amino acids)
Biological process (GO): proteolysis
Cellular component (GO): membrane
Molecular function (GO): serine-type endopeptidase activity
Source: RefSeq, a predicted model, not a curated record